ACGUCACGAGAGUUCGCAUGUUCCAGUCUGUUCCAGUCGAACAUUACAAGGUUAAAAGGGUGACUCUGGAAAGAAGCAUCGUCUGUAGCCUAUGUUUAGCAGAGUCUUUGAUAAUUUUGGUCCAGAACGAUGCAGUGUGAUCAAGAGAGUGUACAGAAAGAGGGAACUGAACAGGACUCACAGACAAACGGUCGUGCUAAUGCACUUGGAUCCAACAAAGCAGAAGAAGACCUCAAAGCAGACGACGGUGAACUCAAACCCAAAGCGUUUGACAACGGAGCCUUGAGUCAGGCAGAGUGUCUGAAGUUCCGAGACAACUUGUUUGAGGUUAUUGAAGAGCUGCGGAUUCGCAGAGUAACCGAUACUGAGAAUGAAGAGAGAAUCAGCCAGCUUGUCAAGGAGAAACACCAACUGGAAAGGGCUCGGGAGGAAGAGGAUGGGGCCACUGCAGAGCUAGAGAAGAAACAUGGCCAGGAGAUUACAGAUUUGCACAAACAAUACAAAGAGCGAAUACAACAGGCAGAAGAUAGCAAGAACAAGAGUGUCCUAGAUCUGGAGACUAGUGAGAGGGAGAUCAAAGCCUUGAAGGAAGAGGUUCAGACCUUACACAUGUGUAAGUACAGUCUUGAGCAGAAGGUCAAGGAACAAGAGCGGCAACUGAAACUUCAGGCCUGUGCUAAAGACUCUCACUUGUCCCAGAUGACAGAGAUGGAACAGAAGUGCAGAUCUCUCUUCCUGCAGUGUAGGCAGCUUACAGAGACACAGGACAGGCUGGAAAAAUCAGUGAAAGAAGCAAUCAGGAUAAACAAGAAGUUGAACUCUGUUAACAACCACCAGACCUGCCUGAUAAAGAUGCAUGACGCAGCACUGGAAGCUCAGAAGAAAGAAGUGCAAGUUUUAAAAGUCCAGGUUCACUGCAAGCUGAACAACUCUGAUGUCACCUCAAGUGAUGAGCACAACAGCCUUCAUUUGGUGCAGCAAGAACUUACAAUACAACAAGACUUGAGUAAACAGCUUCAGGCGCAACUAGAGGAGAUUAGGAAAGAGAAGACAGAGGCUGUGUCUUCCCUUCAAGAGUGCCAAAGCCUGGUGGACAGGCAUGUCGAGACAUGCAGUCUUCUCAAACAGAAGCUUGAAGUGGUGGAGUUGGAGCUACAGAACCUCAAAACUGAGCAUGAAGGGCUGAAGACAUCAUUUGAUAAGCAGGCACAGGAGUUACAGAACCUGAAAGAUGUCCACAAGGAUGCUUUUGAAAAGUGGGGGAAGGAGGAGGCUUCUUUGCAGAGAAGACUCAAGACGUUACAGGAAGACUAUGAAAACUUGGAGAAAGCCCAUAACAACCUUGAAGAGCUGAACACAUCAUGGGCCAAGAAAAACAUCAAGAUGACAGAAGAAAUCAACUCCUUGACAAACAACAAGAUGCUUGCAAUAAAAGACUCACAAGCAGAGACUGCAUCAGUGUAUUCUCAAACUGAAUUGUCUUCAACAGACAGUUCUACGCAGACAGACCAACAGGAGGAAGAUUCGGUCAGCAAGACCAAUAAACCAAACCACUCACUUCCCACUGUGACAAGCCUUGCUCCAAUGGAGUUGGACGAUUGCAGUGAGUCAAUAGACACUCCACAUGAUUCAAGCCUAGCUCAGGAUAAGCCAUCUGAAGGACAAAAGAAAGAGAACAAACUACACAAAAAUGUUGAAAAUGUUACAGAAGUGCAAACAAGUAUGGAAAUUGAUUUGACCAAUGAACCAGAUUGCUGUAAAGAAAUACCGAUUGGCGACAACACACAGAGACCAGAUUCAGAGCCAAGCAAAGGCUCUAGUCCUCCGCAAAUGGUGCAAACAACAUCAGGGUAUCAGAAAGCUGAUCCUGUUGAAGCCAAGGAGGCUGUAAAACCACCCCAAGGAAGCAAACUGAAUGAAGAGUUUGAAAGGAUUGAUAAGGUUUUCCAGGAGGCACAAGAGAAGAAAUCAAGUAGCAGUGACAUUACCACAACAUGCCCACAAAAUAGCACAAGUCAUAAGGAUAAGGGUUCUUCAUCUAACAAGGAUCAAAGCAGUUCAACAGCAGUUCCUCUAGUUGUGCCCAGUGAUGUCCGUGGUGCUGAAUUGCCAUCCGACUGUUCUGCUGAUGCUGUAGGCAACAAUGACCAACCCAUCUCCCAAAUGAACAAUGGAGAAGCCACAGGACAGUACCAGUACAAAUUUGUCAGCCUCCAGGAAGCUUUGCCUGCUUUGCAGCAACACCAAGAGAAGCAUGACAAACUGCAGGCUUCAGGAGCAGACCAGUCAUCCAAGAAAAAAGGGGGUUCGGAAAGUCAGGAAGAACAGACUGACAGGAAUGAAUGGGAAGAACUGGCCAAAAGUUUUGAAGUUCAGCCCCACUGA
Branchiostoma belcheri (Belcher's lancelet) is the source of this 2385-nucleotide messenger RNA. RefSeq names its product coiled-coil domain-containing protein 73-like. Bases 130 to 2385 code for a protein of 751 amino acids. The transcript has a single exon. NCBI's taxonomy places the organism in Eukaryota, Metazoa, Chordata, Leptocardii, Amphioxiformes, Branchiostomatidae. The record is from RefSeq and is a predicted model, not a curated record.